This is a messenger RNA of Aspergillus steynii IBT 23096, 2817 nucleotides long. Its product is annotated as Ent-kaurene synthase. Gene Ontology annotation, molecular function: magnesium ion binding; terpene synthase activity. Lineage: Eukaryota; Fungi; Ascomycota; Eurotiomycetes; Eurotiales; Aspergillaceae. Gene Ontology annotation, biological process: diterpenoid biosynthetic process. Bases 1 to 2817 code for a protein of 938 amino acids. The transcript has a single exon. The record is from RefSeq and is a predicted model, not a curated record.
AUGAUUCCAGAAAAGCGACGAAAGUUGGACUUGGGCUCUCCUGACCUCAGCCAACGAGCAAAGGAGGUCGUGGACAAGAUUGCCGCGGGUUGUCAGGCGGAGAACGGCUUUGGAGACUUUAGCAUAUCCCUUUAUGACACGGCCUGGCUGUCUAUGGUCACUAAGGCCGAUGCAGCAGGAUCUCAUCAAUGGGCAUUUCCCGAGUCAUUCAACUUCGUACUUCACCAACAACGCGAGGACGGAUCUUGGGGAGCCUACUCCUCCCCUGUUGAUGGGAUCCUCAAUACCCUAGCGGGUGUUUUGUCUCUACUGGUCCAUCAAUCCCAAACAAGGAACGAAGGUCCGGAUUCCUACGAGCCCAUCGUCUAUGAACACCGAAUCUCGAAGGGAAUUGACUCUUUGUCCUCCGCACUGAAUGAAUGGGAUGUUGAGGCUACCGUACAUGUGGGGUUCGAGGUUCUCGUGCCGAGUUUGCUCUCUCAACUAGCACAACAGGGCAUCGAGGUGCAGUUUCCGGGCAAGGGCAUCCUCAUGCAGCUGCAUCAGCAAAAGCUGGCAAAAUUCGUCCCUGAGAUGGUGACUGGAAAGCAUCAAACAACUCUUCUUCACUCGCUAGAAGGACUGAUUGGCAAGGUGGACUUCGAUCAGCUGGCCCACCACUGCACUGCAUACGGCGGCAUGUUAGGCUCACCGGCCUCAACGGCAGCAUAUCUCAUCCAGAGCACGCACUGGGAUGAUGCCGCCGAGAAGUACCUUCGCAAUGUGAUCCGGAGCUAUGGCUCGUGCGGAGGUGUGCCUAGCGGGUUUCCAACACCGGUCUUUGAGACCUCGUGGACGAUUUCAACGCUCCUCGCGAGCGGCUUUGCGGUAGAUAAUUUUGCAAAUACCGCGCUCCAGACCAUUGGGCAGUAUCUCCAACAGUUGUUUGAGAAGCAGAAUGGACUGCUCGGCUUCGCGCCGGGAUUCCUGGCCGACGCAGACGAUACAGCCAGAACCUUUCUCGCGUCCACAUACCUAGGUAGUCAAUUGAGUCCUUCUGCCCUCGUGAAGCACUUUGAGGCACCGGACCAUUUUCAAACAUAUCGACUCGAGCGCAACCCCAGCUUCAGUGCCAACGCCAACAUUCUACUCGCCCUGCUACGAACGUCAGACCCGGGGGUCUACACCACCCAGAUCAAAAAGGCCGUGCGGUUUAUCCUCGCGGGGUGGAACAACGGCCAGCUGCUCGAUAAAUGGAACCUAGCCCCGGAGUACAGCGAGAUGCUCUUGACCUGUGCGCUGACCCAGCUGGUCAAACUCUGGACCCAAGGACAGCUGCGCGAUCUGCCCCACGAGCUUGUCACGCUGCGGCUUCCCAUAGCUCUCUGCCAGUUGCUAUCGCGGUGUCUGAGCCGUCAGUCAGAAAACGGUUCCUGGGCUGGCUCACCCGAGAGAACGGCCUACUGCGUGCUUCUCCUUUCCUAUAUCUUGGAGCUCCCGUGGCCCGAUUCUGUUCGCGAAAUAGCCCACGCGAGUUUAAACCAGGGCCAAGACUACCUCUCCACGCAUGCCGACAAGUGGACAGACGGCGACUACAUCUGGGUAGAGAAGGUGACUUACAAGCUCCCUAUCCUCAGCGAGACAUACUGCCUGGCAGCGAUGAAGGCCCCCGUUAGCGAGUGGCCGUGGACGCCCGAAGUCGCCGCGAUAUUCUCCGCCGAAGACAAGAAGUUGAAGAUGAUGGCCACCUUCUUCGGCCGCCUGCCGCUGUUCCAGAAGACGGGGACCAAAACCAUGCUGCUGGCUGUCAUGGAGGCGAAGCUAUACUCGCGCCUACUAAAGACCGUGCGACUGGAUAUCUUCCCACGAGACGAAAUGCGCAUGACAGAGGACAAGUACAUCGAGUACAUCCCGGCAGCAUGGUGCUGCGUCAACGCGGCGACGGAGUUCCCCCUGGCAGGCACCAUCAUGUGGGAUAUGAUGGUCAUUUCGAUGCUUAACUACCAAGCCGACGAGUACAUGGAGACGGCUGUUGCGCAGUUGUCGGACCGCCAGGUCUCCCAGCUCAAGUCCACCCUCCGGUCUGAGUGCUUUGACCAGCCGAUUUGCCUAGAGAGCGAAUCGCCCAACGAGGAACCCGCCUUGCAACCGACCCCAGUACCCUCAGACUCCGGGAACGAGUCUCCAGUCUCAUCACCCAAAGACGCCGCGGCCGUGAUCCGCAAAUACAUCCACCACGUGCGACGACAUCCCUGUGUGACGGCAACUCCGGAACUCGCACAGCAUCAAGUCGCAGACGAGCUGUACAAGUACCUACUGGCGCAGAUUGCGCACAAUGCUGAUAAUCAGCAGCUCAGGGACGGGAACGUGUCGCGCGUGCCGUACUUCGACUGGGUGCGCACGACGGGCGCCAACGACACCAGCUGUCCGUAUUCAUUUGCGUUCUUUUGCUGCCUAGUCAGUCAGAAUAAAUCGUACUGUCUUGUUUCGGCGAAGGCGCGGUAUUUCGCCCGAGCUAUGGUGGUGCAUCUCGCUACGCUGUGCAGACAGUAUAAUGACUACGGAUCCUCGCGGCGGGAUGCGGAGGAGGGGAACCUGAAAAGUCUUGACUUUGAGGAGUUCAAGAACGGAAAGGCUGUGGAGGGAGACCGGGACAGUCGCAAGCACGCUCUUCUGGACAUUGCGACGUGCGAGAAGGAGUGCAUGGAGCUGUACUUGGGGCGUCUUUCUACAGAGGUGGACAAGUCGACUGGGCGCCGCAUCAAGGCGUUUGUAGACGUGACGGACCUGUUUGGGCAGAUCUAUGUAGCGCGGGACAUUGCUAGUAAGCAGACUUAG